AUGGGGUUUUGGUUGCUGCUUACAGCUCUGCAGCUAGCCCAGUUGGCCAUCACGGCUUUACCAACUACUCCCAAAACGAGAGUCUCGGUGGUCACAGCAGCGAUAAGCUUCACUUCAUCUGCACUAUUUGCCUGUUUAUCAGAUUCUGAACAUAGACUGUCUACCCGACCGUCAGACCUUCUGGCUAUAUUUUUAUUCGUGACCAUCGUGCUGGACAUUAUCCAUUUAUACAGCCUCUAUAUGAUAGAAGGCACAGUUGUUGUUGCAAUCAUACUGACAACAUCGGAGGCAAUUAAAUUCAUUAUUCUGAUCCUCGAAUCAUGGAGCAAGAGAGGCGCAUUAAGACAACCAUACUCAAAUUAUCCCGCGGAGGCCCUGGCUGGUACUAUCAGCUUAUCCACUUUCUGGUGGCUCAAUCGCUUAAUGUGGCUGGGAUACAAAGACUCGCUGACCCUUGAUAUGCUGUCAGAGCUUGAUCCUAAUAUGAGCGCUAAGAAUACGUCACAGAAAUUCAGCGCAGGUUGGAAGAGAGUGGAUCAGCACAAAACCGCUGCUUUGCUCAAGUACUGUUUCUGGAGCAAUAAAUGGCUUUUGAUAGCCGGUGUCAUUCCACGCUUGUGUCUUAUUGCAUUUACCUUCUCACAGCCAUUCUUAUUGGCGAGAGUCAUUGAUCAUGAAGAAGACCCCAAUUCAUCUCAGGCAUCCCGUACUUGGGAUGUGAUUGCCUAUGUUGUAGUCUAUGUUGGAAUAGCUCUUUCAACCGGCGCAUACAUGUACUUCACUACUAAAUUCAUCACAUUGAUCAGAGGAGGCCUUAUCGGACUUCUCUUUGAAAAGGCCCUGGAACUAAACCCUAAGGAUACCGGAGAAGCUGUUUCUUCUACCAUUACUCUUUUGAACAGUGAUACAGAGCGAAUCAAUCUAGGUUUGCAACAGAUUCAUAACGCAUACGCCUGUUUGAUCGAGAUUGGUAUAUCAGCGUGGCUUUUAGCCCGUCAGUUGGGUCUUGCUACUGUCGGGAGUGUUUUGUUUUGUUUCUCAUGCGUCAUAACCGGAAAUAUAAUAGCGACAAUGGCCAACAAAUGGCUAAAACUAUGGCUCGGAGCUAUUGAAAAGCGCGUAAACUUUACUACACACAUUGUCAACCAGUAUCGAUCCGUCAAAAUGGCAGGUCUCUCAAAACUACUUGCAUCCAAGGUAUCGUGGUUCCGCGAGGAUGAGAUUAGGGUUUCUAAGACCUAUCGGACUUAUAUUGUUGGCAUUUUCAGUCUGACUUAUGUAUCAAAUACAAUUGCCCCAGUUCUUGGUUUCACGAUCUUUGUUCUCUCCAGGACGGUGCACGGUUCUCGCGUUCUGGAUUCAACUCGAGCCUUCUCUGCCCUAACAGUCUUUUCCCUACUAACCCAAUCAGUGAGCAUGUUCAUCCAGUCUAUCCUCGAGGUUAUGAACUGCCUAGGCUGCUUUGAGCGCUAUCAAAAAUAUCUUGCCGGCGAAGAACAAUCUAAGGAAGUCAACGCACCAAAGCCUGUUGCUGAAGAGCAUGACGAAAGAUAUGGAUUAUCUCCCCAAAGCUAUGAAGUAAACUCCAGCCUUGAACUCACUGGCUUGAUAUCAUCACCUUCCCACGACACAUUCGCCGACCUCUCAGCCGAUCGGACAAUAGUCAUCGCAAAAAACGCAAAUAUCGGGUGGGACAACGAACGAGCCAUCAUCUCAAACGCAACAUUUACUAUCAACCAGGGCAGUUUAACCGUGAUACAAGGCGACACGGCCUCUGGAAAAUCAACCCUCGUAAAAGCCCUGCUCAGAGUUGCGGUCGUACAACAAGGUGCUUUUACGCCGAGAUUCCCGAAUGCCGGAUAUAGCAGUCAGGAGCCGUGGCUUAUGAAAGGGACUGUGAGGGAAAAUGUUGUUGGCCCGUCAAAGUUUGAUGCAAAGUGGUAUGAGAUGGUGCUUGAUUGUUGUUCAUUGAAUAUGGAUAUUUCGCGUAUGGGGAAGGGUGAUCAGACUCUUAUUGGGGGUGAAGGUAUUCGGCUAAGUGGUGGACAGCAAUCCCGAAUGGCGUUGGCAAGGGCUGUAUAUUCGCGGCAUAGAGUCAUGAUUUUUGAUGAUAUUUUCAGUGCUCUUGAUCCGGCUACGAUGAACACGAUUAUGACUAAAUUGUUUGCUCAGAACGGGCUAUUCAGGAGACUAAAGACGAGCGUCAUUAUCGUGUCGAACAAUGCCUCACUUGCACAAUUAGCAAAUUCUAUCCUCAAAAUAAAUAGUGAAGGCAGCAUUGACGAAACGAUCAACGAAACAACCCCUAUAGCAGAUUCCUCGUUACGAGUCUCCGACAACGAAUUCGCCUUCAACGCCUUUGCACCAACACUAAGUCUACAAACGGAAAAAUCCCAGUUCACAAACUCAGCAGUCACAGUUCUACAGGCUGACGACGAGAAUCCAGAAACAAAAAAUGAAAAGGGCAAAAAACAAGAAAAGGGAAAUGAUAAGGUGUACCGAUAUUAUUUCAAGGCUGCUGGAAGGAGAAAUAUUGCGGCUUUCUUGGCGUGUGUUGUUGGGCUGGUGUUUGGGCUUUAUUUUCCACAAAUAUUGAUAUCUUGGUGGACAACACCCGGCGACACUACUCAUAGAUGGGGCAAUGGUGUUUAUCUCGGUGUUUACUUUUCUCUAGGAAUCUUUUCCUUGAUCUGCAUUGGCUCUGGAGGCUUGAUUCUCAUGUUAUUGAUCGUUGCAAAUUCAGCAUCUAAAUUACAUGCUUCAAUGAUUCGGACGCUGUUCAGGGCACCUGUACUUUGGAUUCUGCAAAGAGAUGACGGCGAUGUAAUCAAUAGAUUCAGUCAAGACCUGGGUUUAGUCGACGCGGUCAUACCGUUGUCCAGCUUCGUCACCGUCUUCUCCGGAUUAACAUGCAUUAUCCAAGCAAUAUUCAUUUGCGUCUCCUCCAAAUACUUGGUCAUCGCCGUCGUUGGCUCUAUCUUCGUCCUCUACAUUGUACAAAUCUUCUAUUUGCGUACAUCGCGACAACUACGAAUCCUGGAUUUAGAAGCGACCGCCCCCCUCGUCUCGCAGGUCCUCGAAGCGCUACAGGGAAACACCACCAUCAAAGCUCUCGGGUGGGAAUCCGCCUUCCGUGAACGACAACUCGAAUUACUCGACCAGUCCCAAAAGCCAUACUAUUUACUCCCCAUGGUACAACGAUGGCUCGGCUUCGUCCUCGACUUGAUAGUGGCCGGCAUCGCGGUUGUACUCGUCUCCUUGACCGUUAUGGUGAGAGGAAGCGCAACUAUCACAUACCUGGGGGCUGGUCUCACCGGUGUCAUCAAUUUUGCGUUGAAUAUGAACUUCUUGAUUCAGAAUUGGACGGUGCUUGAGACUGCUAUUCAGGCGAUUUGGAGGAUUAAAUUGUUUUGUGAGGAUACGCCGUCGGAGGAGACGGAGUCAACUAUUGAACCGCCGCCGAAAUGGCCGGACGUUGGGAAUAUUUCGUUUCAGAAUGUUUAUGCUUCUUAUGUUGCUGGCGCGAUAGAUGUUCUUGAAGAUAUUACAUUUGACGUUGAAGCUGGUCAGAAGAUUGGUAUUUGUGGGCGAACCGGAAGUGGCAAGAGCUCAAUGCUAUCCGCACUCUCCAAGAUCCUCCAAACCUCUCGAGGUAGCAUCACUGUCGACGGUCUAGAUCUCAAAUGGAUAUCGCCCGAUACUUUGCGUGAGAGAAUAUUGACUCUGCCACAAAAUACUGUUCUGGUGCCAGGCAGUAUCAGAGAAAACGUGGAUCCGAGCGGCACUUUAUCAGAUCCAGAAUGCAUAUCCUUCCUCGAAAAAGUAGGAUUGUGGGAAUUCCUUGAACAGCAGGGUGGACUCGAUGCACCUGCAAAUGAGCAAUCACUCUCAGCGGGCCAAAGUCAACUUUUGGUAGUGGCUAGAGCACUGGCGCAUCCUAGGUCUGUUAUGAUGAUGGAUGAGGUUACGAGCAGUCUCGACGCAAAAACAGACCAUCUCAUACGAGGAAUUAUUAAAGAAAACUUCCAGAACAACACAAUCAUCAGUGUGGCGCACAAGCUUGAACAUCUUCUUGAAUGUGACAAGGUGGUGGUUAUCCACAACGGUCGCCUUCAGGAAUACGACGACCCUCGUGUGCUAUUGGAGAAACCGGAGUCGCAUUUUAGAGCGUUGUUCUUUUGA
Messenger RNA from Talaromyces marneffei, 4182 nucleotides. RefSeq lists its product as uncharacterized. Gene Ontology annotation, molecular function: ATP hydrolysis activity; ATP binding; ABC-type transporter activity. Gene Ontology annotation, biological process: transmembrane transport. The transcript has 15 exons. The coding region runs from base 1 to 4182 and encodes 1393 amino acids. Lineage: Eukaryota; Fungi; Ascomycota; Eurotiomycetes; Eurotiales; Trichocomaceae. Gene Ontology annotation, cellular component: membrane. The record is from RefSeq and is a predicted model, not a curated record.